This is a messenger RNA of Clonostachys rhizophaga, 921 nucleotides long. NCBI's taxonomy places the organism in Eukaryota, Fungi, Ascomycota, Sordariomycetes, Hypocreales, Bionectriaceae. The record is from the annotation of a GenBank genome assembly.
AUGGCCAUCGUAUGGCAAGACACGCUUUUAUCCAUGGCAUUUGGCCGAAAUCCGUCAUCCCAUGAAAUGUAUCACGAAACUGACCUGCCACCACUGGGUCGGCACGGCUCUGAGCCUGUGGGUUUGACCUAUAGACAGGCGAUGAACUGGAUAUGUCAUGCGUCAAUGAAAUACUUCGUGGUUCCAGCUUCUCCGCCUGAAUCGGCAAUCUACAACGAUAUCUUCCGCACAUUCGCUGAAAUCCAAGCAUCUUGUGCGAAGCAUAUGCGGGAAAGAAGCGAGUGCCAGUCUUUGCUCGAGGUGCAAGAGCAUUACAGUUUCAUACUGCAUAGAAACUUUGGAAUUUCAUACCUUUGUAGACCCAUUCUCUCCAGGCAAGGAAGACAAAAAAUGAACCAACAAGAUGCCUCGGACAUUCUUUCUCGGGUUUUGGACGCUUUAAAACAAAGCGCCACGGCCUUCAUAUCCCUCCGAUCGAUUUCCAACUACUCUACUCGGUCCUGGGCAUUUCUUCAUAAUAGCCUCUGCUCUGCCCUGAUGCUGGGGUUCAUUGAGCAAACAAAGGGGCUGGAGGAAACCAAGGAUAUCCAGACCCAACUUAUAGCCAGCCUGGAAGCGAGCCAGGAGCUAAAGAGAAGAUCGCUUUCGAAUGCUUAUCCAAAAGCUCUUUGCGCCCUCAAGGCCCAGCGUAAGCUGGCAGAUGAAUCAAACUUGACAAAAACUACAGGCCCCGGAGAAGCUGCCCCUGAAACACUUUCUGCACCAUCCCCUUCAAUUGAGAACGCUAAUUUCAAGGCAACUUAUUUGAGCUCAUUUGAUAUGGACGAAUGGGUCCGCUCCGUGGACUUUGGCUCUUACUCGCCCCUGGAAGCAUACGAUUUUAUUAUGUCAGACCAAUUUGCACCUGGAUCUCUAUUUUAG